Haplochromis burtoni (Burton's mouthbrooder) is the source of this 2357-nucleotide messenger RNA. RefSeq names its product aquaporin-9. NCBI's taxonomy places the organism in Eukaryota, Metazoa, Chordata, Actinopteri, Cichliformes, Cichlidae. The coding region runs from base 129 to 1040 and encodes 303 amino acids. The transcript has 6 exons. Gene Ontology annotation, cellular component: plasma membrane; basolateral plasma membrane. Gene Ontology annotation, molecular function: urea transmembrane transporter activity; glycerol channel activity; water channel activity. The record is from RefSeq and is a predicted model, not a curated record. Gene Ontology annotation, biological process: glycerol transmembrane transport; water transport.
UAGUUGCACGAAUGGAUCAAUGGCCUGCUCUUAAUGGCUGAGGCUGUGCAGAGGUGGAGAUGUGACUCUAAUGAGCUCCAGGGAUUCAAAGCGCCUGACAGUUUUGACAUCUGUUGGCACGGCGAUACAUGGAAGUACAAAACAAGAGAAGCAUGAGGCAACACUGUGCUCUAAAACAUGGAAUAUUUAAGGAAUUUCUGGCAGAAUUCCUGGGAACGUUUGUCUUGGUUCUGUUUGGCUGCGGCUCCGUCGCUCAGACCGUCCUCAGUCGAAACACCCUGGGCGAACCCCUCACCGUCCACAUCGGCUUCUCUGUAGGCCUGAUGAUGGCAGCAUAUGUGGCCGGUGGAGUUUCAGGGGGCCAUGUGAACCCCGCUGUGUCUUUGGCCAUGGUAAUUUUGGGCAAACUGAAGAUCUGGAAGUUUCCUUUCUACGUCAUCGCUCAGUUUCUUGGUGCUUUUGCAGGAGCUGCUGCAGUCUUUGGAUUAUACUAUGAUGCCUUCAUGGACUUCACCAGUGGGAUUCUGUCAGUGACGGGUAUCAAUGCAACGGGCCACAUUUUUGCCUCAUACCCCGGCAGACACCUGUCAGUCCUCGGCGGCUUCAUUGAUCAGGUGGUGGGAACAGGUAUGCUGGUUCUGUGCAUUCUUGCUAUCAUCGACGGCGGAAACAUCGGAGCUCCUAAAGGCGUCGAGCCGCUGGCCAUCGGCCUGAUCAUCAUGGCCAUCGGCGUGUCCAUGGGGCUGAACUGUGGCUACCCCCUGAACCCAGCCAGAGACCUGGGACCCAGACUGUUCACAGCUGUGGCAGGAUGGGGGAUGGAGGUCUUCAGCACCGCAGACAACUGGUGGUGGAUCCCAGUGGCGGGACCGAUGGUGGGGGGAGUGGUCGCGGCCGUCAUAUACUACCUGUUCAUUGAGCUGCACCACCCCCACGUCGAGCACGAGAAGCCCCAGGAGGAAGAGGAGGAGGACGAGGAAGACGAAGAGGAUGAUGACAGCAGUCUGAAGGACAAAUAUGAGAUGAUCACGAUGAGUUAAGAAGACUUUCACCUUCAGGACUGAGCGCUUUUACUGUCAGUCAGAUGAACACCAGCGCAGCUUCCAUCUGUAAGGACAGGAUCCAUGUGUCAGUGGCAUCUCAUUGGUAUAGGCUGUAGUUAUACUUCAAGCUUUUUUCAGCCCGAUACACUACCAAAGACCUCCAUGGGUCUAAAUAAAAAUAAAAUAUAUUUGGAAAUGUUCUGAAAACACAGAAUAACUUUUGCUCGAUUGCCUGUUGUUGCAUUUUUCAUAAACUCAUGGAAAUCUCAGUCCUGUGUAUUUGAGAUCAUUACAUAAAUAUUAGCAGCAUACGUGUUGUAAAUACCAUUUUGUAUAUACAUAAAAAUUCUCCUUUUUUGCAUAUACUAAAAAUAGAAUAUUAGUUCUGCAUGCUUGCAAGUUCCCUGUUACAUUUCUUUGUGUUUUUCUCAGUGGUUGUCGUGAUAUUUGCGUAUUAACUUCAAACUUUUUGUGCUUGUUUUGACUUUUUGCAAAACUCUCUUACUCACUUUUGUUUGUCGACAUUAAAGUUUCUACAAGUUGCAACUUCUCCUAAGAUUUUUCUCUUCACCGCUCUGCUUCAUUUGUAAUAGAAAACUGCACAUCAACCUAAAAUGCGACGAGAUGCUCGGUUGAUGUAAACAUUCUCAUCUCAUACGAGCAGUUUGUAAAUUGCUCCACAGACGAAGUAUGUCCUGUAGAAUGUCAUCGCUCCAGCUAAUGUCCCCAAUGCAGAUAAAGGAGCUGAGACUCAGUGGGUUGUCUGAUUUUACUUCCACCAGGAACCUCAGGUGGCAACUUCAAAGCUGCAGAAUUGUUAGAAAAGUCAAAUAUGAUGGGAUGAUAAGACUUAAAAGUGAGAAGCUUCAUCAUUGUUUCAUCUGGGGGAUUCUCACCUUUGAGUUAAAAUAAGAAUAUCAAAAGAAUUAUUUUAAGUGGAUUGGAUAUGGAUUGAAUUCUAGUUCUGAUAAUGUUCAUGAAAACCCAUGUUAAAUAAGAGCUGUGAAGUGGAGAAAAACAAAACAAAAAACCUUGUUCCAAGUUCUCUAACUUGACGAGUGCUCCUGUAUAACAUGUGGAAAAGAAGCUACAAAAUUUGAGAAUAAUGUAACAUCCAAACAGGAUAAAUUUAAUUCAAAGUCUCCGUUAGCUCAGUUAGCCAUGCUUUUUUUUAAGGUUUUCCAAAAUAAAAAAGAAAAGUAGUAAGCUAGUAGUAAGCAGCUGUAGCACAAACAUGUUGUUGGGCUACCUGCUUCAUUCCUUCAGCAUUCCAAGAAUAGUUAGAAGUGAGUCAGAUUUAAUGUUAAGUUCCAU